CUUUUCAAUACCGGACCGGUGUUUCUUACCUAGUUAAGAUUAGUUGAAGCCGCUAGACGCAUCCGAAAAUAUAAUACUGGAAUAAUGAUGUUCCGGUAAUGUACUGGUUUUCCGUAAAGGCCAGACUUUCCCUUAUCGCUGUGCUUAUGAUGAUAUCCGCUGGAGAGCAACUUCAACUUCAACAACUCUCCAAUUCAUCUCUGAUGCAUUGCUCCUUUCUAUUCUUCUCCCCGCCUUUAUUAUUCACAUUUAAUUUACAUCUACACACCUUAUACUUGUCCUGACGAGACCUUUCUAGGGCGCCUUCGAUGACUGCGCUCCACUCUUCACCAUGAUACUCCGGUUACAGAGUCUUGCUAUUCUACUUGCUCUCCUUUCGGCAGUCAAUGGCCUUCAGCCGUCAGAUAUUCCCUCAGAUACGCCGCUUUCAUCUCUUAUCUCUACUGCUAAAUCAUAUCUCAAAAAUGGUGCCCCUCAAGAUGCUCUACCCUAUUUCGAUGUCGCGAUUUCUCGAGACCCCACAAACUAUCUGACAAUCUUCCAACGCGGAGCCACCUACCUUUCUCUUGGGAAAAAUGCGAAGGCAUUACUGGAUUUCAAUGACGUAUUGAAAAUCAAGCCAGACUUUGAGGGUGCUUUGAUACAGCGAGCGCGCAUUAAGAUGAAGUCGGCAGAUUGGGAUGCCGCAAAGAGAGAUCUGGCAGCUGCGGGGAAGAAUACUGCCGCUGAAAUUGGGGAGCUCAAUGAAGCCCGAGAAGCAUCGCGCUUGGCUGAGGCUGCAGAUAAGAAAGGCGACUGGGAUACCUGCGUAUUGCAAUCCGGAGUUGCUAUUAUGAAGGCGAGUCAGUCGUUGCCACUACGACAGUUGCGGGCACGCUGCCGUUUUGAACGGGGAGACAUCCAAGAAGGUAUAAAUGACCUAGCGCACGUUUUGCAAAUGGCUCCUGGCUCAGUAGAGCCUCAUCUAAAAAUGUCUUCGAUGCUUUUCUACUCGCUAGCGGACACGGAGCGGGGCAUCACCCAAGUUCGGAAAUGCCUCCAUUCAGAUCCCGACUCCAAAGCGUGUAGUCGCCUAUUUAAAAAGGAAAAGAAAAUUGCAAAACAACUGGCUAGCCUCGAGAGUCUUCGUGAAGGACGGAAGCUCAGCAAGGUUGCUGAGAUCUUGGUCGGGAACAAGGAGGAUGCAGGUCUUCUCGAAGAGAUAAAGGAUGAUGUGAGGGCGAGUCGCGAAGCUGGCCAUAUUCAUCCGAAAGCACCGGAUGCACUCUAUACCAAUUUACUCGAGAAGACUUGCGAAACAUAUAGACAGAUGAAGAUGAAGAAGAAAGCGCAAUCAUAUUGCACAGAAGCCUUGAAACUGAUCCCCAAUUCUCUCCACGGCCUCCUUUCCAAAGCAGAAGCCCAGAUUGACACGGAUGACUUUGAAGCCGCCAUCCAAACCCUCAAGUUUGCGCGAGAGCACCACGACAAUUCCCAAGAUAUCCAAUCCCUCUACCAAAAAGCACACACCCUCCUCAAACGCUCGAAACAAAAGGACUACUACAAGGUUCUCGGCGUCGACCGCGACGCAGACGAUAGGACUAUCAAGCGCGCUUAUCGCAAGAUGACCAAACAAUUCCAUCCUGAUAAAGCGAUGUCACAGGGCGUCUCCAAAGAGGAUGCGGAGAAGAAGAUGGCCGCCAUUAACGAGGCGUAUGAAGUUCUUUCAGACCCUGAGUUGCGCGCCCGUUUCGAUCGUGGCGAUGACCCUAAUAGCCAAGAGGGCCAGGGCAACCCGUUCCAGGGCAGUCCGUUCGGACAUCAUGGUGGUCAUGGGCAACAAUUCUUUUUCCAGCAGGGAGGCGGUGGCCCGCAUUUUAAGUUCUCGGGCGGAGGCUUCAAUUUCCCUGGAGGAUUUCCGUUUGGUUAACAUAUAUCCAUUUUCUUCUUUUAUGUUGGUUUCGUACUUUGCAUUCCUCUACUUUGUCAUUGUUUUUAAUAGCAUGUCAUUUUGUUUCCGCUUUCCUCUUCCGCUCGUGUUUUACCUCCUAUCUUUCCGGUCAUUACAACAGGCAGCCUCGAUACACUCCUCCGAAGAAGAUUUUCAAGACAAUUGAGCAGCAACCUCACAUGUCACCAUCAAGUCUUCCUUUUUAGUGACCAAAUUUCUCGUCUUAACAUGACGUACUGUAUAGGAUAUAGAUUGUUUUUGUUUUUUUAAUUUCCUUUCCUUGGAAUUAGGGAAGGGCGUUUUGUCAAACUACAAACUACAGCAGACAAAAUACAAGGGUAUGGCUCUGAAUUACAGCUGCCUGCGUAACGUAGAUUUAUGACAAUUUCCCUUUGGAGCUCUACUGGUCCAACAGCCCCUUUUCUCAUUGUGUUCCUCAUUGUGAGUGAAAACGUUGGAUUCGGUCGACUUCUCGGAAAUGAAGAAAUGAACGUUUGGAAAUCAAGGUUUUCUUGUGUUGAAAAGCUAGGUAAUUAUUAUUUAUUGUUAUUAAUACAUCGUACACGAAGCAAAUUUUUGCAGGCUAACUAACUCGUUCUCGCUCUGGGCCAGCCAAAUCCCAAGUACAUGCGCUGGGUUUCCCUUUUCCACACCUUCGUCCUGGGAGUAGCAAACAAUAGCAAGAAAAACAACGGAAAAUGAAACAAUUGCCCAUCACCUUCAAUUUGGAUUAAUAAUACGAAAUGAAUGAAAGAAGAAAGAGAACCCACAGAAAAAGCAGAGCCUAAGGGCGAAACUUGAAACUGAAUUAUCCAUCUCUCACAUCGCAAGCAACCAUCACACCCUCUCCUUUGGCGCAUCCGUCAAUGGCACAUAACUAACUCCAAAUAUCUUCUCCUUUACCACAGUCCCAUCUUCCUUCUUAUCCACGACCCACACAUGCUGAGUGCCUCCCAGGCCAAAUGACCUCACUCCAUUUUCUCCACCAGCCUCGACAGGAAUAAACAUGCGGCCAGGCGCUCGCAGCUGCUCAAUCAGGGUGGGAUGCAUCAACUCUGCUGCCGCACCGACAUGGAUGGCAUCAUAUGGCCCGCCCUCUGGAUAUCCUAGCCUUCCAUCACCAAGGACGAAACGAGCUUUGCCAGAUUCGAGCAGCUGGCGGCCCGAGUCAGAUUUGGCCAUGUUGGUAUUGCACAUGUCGACUAGGCUUUUGAUGUGAUCGAUGCCGAUGACAGUGCCCUUGGACGAGGUAAGGCCAUUGUCUGUGAUGAGGUUGGAGAAGACAUGGGUUAGAUAACCUGAUCCCGAACCGAUGUCUAGCACGCGAGAAUCUGGGUUCAGAUAAGGGAGGAGUAACUCGCAAGCGUGCACGUGCAUGUGUGGAGCGGAGAUUGUGGCUGCGUGACCGAUUGCUUGUGGGGAGUCCUCAUAUGGGUUCGAAGGACAGUAGUUGGCGCGGUCGACCUGGGUUUUAUUAAGUUAAGUUUAUUAUUCUUAGUUUCGUGAGAGCUGUGAAGGUGCAGAGUGGUUAGAAGAAAAGGGAGAGCCCGUUGACACGGCGUUUCGAGGUGCUGCCAAUGGACAAACAAUCGGCAAGAAGAACAGGAUCCAUCCAUUACUUACAGCAAGCAUUGCAUUCUUUACCCUCUCAUGCUUAAUAAGACCAUUCUUAAACAGGUUAUUGAUCAACUGGGAAUUUGACUUUCCCGAACUCUGCCAGGCCAUAUUGAUAUAUCUUUUGAUUAAGUGGUUCGUAGUAGCGUGAUUUAUGAUUGCGAACGGUUCUGCUCGUUGAAAGUAGGAGAAGACGUCGUCAGUGAGGGAAGAAAU
Molecule: messenger RNA, 3760 nt
Organism: Blastomyces dermatitidis ER-3
Lineage: Eukaryota; Fungi; Ascomycota; Eurotiomycetes; Onygenales; Ajellomycetaceae
Product: DnaJ like subfamily C member 3
Exons: 2
Coding region: 332-1909 (525 amino acids)
Biological process (GO): protein folding in endoplasmic reticulum
Cellular component (GO): endoplasmic reticulum
Molecular function (GO): protein-folding chaperone binding; misfolded protein binding
Source: RefSeq, a predicted model, not a curated record